This is a messenger RNA of Rhagoletis pomonella (apple maggot), 5870 nucleotides long. RefSeq lists its product as uncharacterized. The record is from RefSeq and is a predicted model, not a curated record. Lineage: Eukaryota; Metazoa; Arthropoda; Insecta; Diptera; Tephritidae. The transcript is spliced from 5 exons. Bases 2569 to 3597 code for a protein of 342 amino acids.
UGAUCACCGGGCCACAUAAAAACGCCCACCAUACACUUUGGGGUAGCUGAGAUAUAAACAAAUUUUUUAAUCAUUACAUUCGGACCGAAACUAAAACCGACAGACGAAAUCAGGACAAAAUUACAAAACACAUGGCUUGCUGCAAUGAUUAUAUUUGUGGCAUUACUAGCGGUGAAAGAAGGAAGCAGGGUGCGGCACAUAACGAAUGUGUUAAAAUUCAACGAAAAUUAUAUGAUGCUGGUGUUGCGGACGAUUGCUGCAGCACUUGCUCGCAUUGUUCCAAUUGUUCCUGCCAAAAUGCAGAUGCCACCAGUUGCAGUAGCAUCGAUGACUUGGAUGCUGAUGAUAACGACGAGGAGGGACGAAUGGCACCACACGAGCUGGUGGUGUCGGCAGAAUGUCACCGCUGUUAUUUGCGCCGAAGGUCCACAAUAUCAACGGGAGAAGAGGCAGAAGAGGAAGCUCAGACAGAUGACAAAUUAACAGCGGCCAGCAUUGGCAAACAGGUCGCACAAGAAAAAGAAAAGACUACCACAGAAAGUUCAACGCAUACUAGCCGAAGAAGCAGUGCAAGCUUCUGCUCCUGCCAUUCGAGCACUUGCUGUUGCUGCGAAUGCGACUGUGCGGACGAAGCUGGCGAUGAUGACUGUGAGACUGCUACAACUGGGCAAAUGCACACCGCUAGGGACACUUCGUGUAGGGCUUUAACAUCUGCGGCAGAUUUCGAUGCAGAACAUUCAAGUAACCUGACGCCUUUGACAAAUGCAUCGUCAGUUGCGUCAACGCCAAACGCUGAAGAUGCAGAUGUAACACUGCGCAGUUUCAACAACACAUUAACAGAGGACAUAGGUUCAUCACUUAGUCAAUCCGCAGAAUAUUUCUCACUUUCUUCUGGUAAUCACCAAAGCCAAAAGUCACCCACAGAAACACCAACGCGAAGGAAACUGAAAAUUCCUGGCGAAAUUAAUCCAGCUGAAUCUGUAUCGAAAUCAACCAAUGUUCCAGCGUCUAGUAGGAAGCCCUGCAAGCAUUACAUCAAACAUCAUCGUCAUAAACGGGACACAUCUCCAUUGGAUAGCUACUUAUGACGAAGUGUUUCGCUGAUCGCGUGGCCAGCGAUCGAUGUGAACUCGCUACUUCAGCAGACGAUACGGAAAACAGCCGUUCUCCACGAGCCUGCAAUGGUGCAACAAACGCAAUCACAUGAACUACAGCAGCAAUCCGGGACACGACAUGGGAGCAAUGAUAGUUCGACCGCCACGCUGACACCAUCAAUUACAACAAUCAUCAAAUACCCACCAAUGAAUAGCACAGCCAAUAGAGCUUGUAGCGUCUCAGGCACACCACAACAGAUGUCAUUGCAUUCGCUUAAUGCCGUUACGACGGUAACUACUAUUUGUGGCAGCAACGGUGCUUCUGUGGUAACUACCGCCUCAGCACCAUGUAGUGGUCGUGCAAAACGCACUUCCAAAUUUGCGCCUGCAUCCUCGGAUGCAUUCAGCUGUGAUCCCAUGCUUUUUGGGCAGGAGCGACGAUCAACUGAAAUAAUCUUAUAGCCACGUGGCAAUAAUGGAAGCUGCAAACUGAGGGCUACAUAAAUUUAACGCUAUUUCGUGCAUAUGUUGCACGACAUACAAAUAAAACAAAAGCAGCGUGCCAGGAAAGUACAAACAUCUUCUGGAGAGAUGCUAAAAAAACUUGUACAGACAAAACUGAUUUCGAAAGCAUUAUUUUAAAUAAAAUUAAAGAGCUAAAGCAGUCAACAACAAAAGUUAAGAUCACCAAUAUUGCCCAGUACUUCCAACACCCCAAUGAAAAGAACAAUGAUAAAGAAACGCCUCAACUGAACGAUAGUUCUACCCCCGCAAUUGAACCCGACUGCAGCCAGAGUGAAACCGCAGACGUAGUUCAAAAUAGCAAGGACUCUGAAGAGUUUACUACGCCAAUUUGUCGUAAUACCCCAGCGCAGGACGUUCUGCGUAAUCAAAUUUCUUUACUGAAAGCUGAAUACAAUGUGGCAUUGCUCCGUGCAAAAUCAAACGAAAUUUCUAAAAUCAAAAAACGUAUUGGGUCUUGUAAAAAACAUCUCCGAAGAAAAAAGCUUCACGCUAUUCACUCCAAAAAGCAUAGGUUAACUCUUAAAUCGAAACUAGCAGAAAUAAGUGCAAAUAAUGUCGACGCAGCCAAUGUAACACAUAAUACUCCAGGCCGUCCUCGUAUUGAAUGUAAGCAGCCUGAGUUACUCAAAACAAUUGUCGACAUAGCCAUGUUUGGUGCUUCUGCCAACGAACGUCGGCGAAGUGAAAUUGUACGGAGUUGUCAAACCUUAAGCGACCUUCACGAAAAAUUGUUACAUCUCGGUUACCAAAUAUCUAGAAGCGCGACAUAUUUGCGAUUAAUGCCAAAAAAUUGUAAAACGUCGGAAGGAAAAAAGCACGUUGUUAUCGUACCUGUUAAAUUGAGUCGGCCAGAGGCUGAUCAUCACAAAAGCCAUUUGGACCAGCACUUCUGUGUCGCUACAAUUAGAUCGUUGGAAACGCUGGCAAGUAUUCUAGGCCCGCUGCAAGCAUGCCAAUAGGUUUAGCAGCUGCUAACAAGCAGGCACCUGUCUUAAUGCAUAUGGAGUACCGCGUUUCGCUUCCUGAUCACGAUUGGAUGAUAGCCGCCAGACACAAGUUGAUACCUAGCGUUUAUGCUGCAUGUGUAAUACAAAUUGGUGAAAUAGGACGUCCGGAAGCAGUAACCUACUCUGGACCAUCUUAUAUUGCCAUCAGAAGUGGAAAGCACUCGUCAUCGACCGCAUCCACACAUGCAUUUGAUUUUGAAAAACUUAUCACAUUAACUCAAUUCCGAAAUGUCAUAAAAGAUAAUUGUGGACGUGUUAAGCCGGUUAUUUUUGUGUCUUCUGACGGAGGCCCGGAUGAAAAUCCUAGAUACCCCAAGGUGGUUGCACAUGCAAUUCAUCACUUUCAAAAACAUGACCUCGACGCUAUUUUUAUAUUCACAAACGCACCUGGUAGAAGCGCCUUUAAUAGGGUUGAACGCAGAAUGGCUCCAUUAAGUCGGGAAUUGGCGGGGGUAAUACUACCUCACGAUUCUUUCGGCAACCAUCUAGAUGGAAAUGGGAAAACUGUUGAUCCAACAUUAGAGAAGAUAAAUUUUCGUAAAGCUGGUGAGGUGUUAGCUGAAAUAUGGAGUGGUAUGGUCAUCGACAGCUACGAAGUAUUUGCAGAGUACAUUGAAACAGAUGCUAGAGCUGAAAAUUUUGUUCCGGUAUUACCAUGUACUAAGUGGUACAGCACACACGUUCGAGAAAGUCAGUAUAUGCUUCAAAUAGUUAAAUGCACUAAUAUCGAUUGCUGUGGACAAAUGCGGAGCUCCCUACUUCAAAUUUUACAUCACCGUUUUUUACCUCCUCCAUACCCUCUUCUGCAAACACCUAGUGGUCUAAUUGUCCCAAAACCUAACGCGCAUGAUGGAAAACAUUUCGCGCCUUUACUUUUAAGACUAUCGUUGGGAUCGAAACAUUUAAAUUUUGAUAUAAAUAAAAUGGCCUACGACUUCUUUUGUCCAACCAUAAAAGGGUUGAAAAUGUAAAAAAAAUGAUCACGUGAUUUCUGAACGCCCCCUAAAGCAAAUAUUUAAGAAUGUAUGAAAAUAGCAAUUUUUUUAUUAAUAAAAGUAGUUUUAGAUCGAAAUUAUGUAAGUGUUACGCAUUCUAAUAAAAAUUUACAACUUACCUAUAUUUGCAUAUAUAUAUUUUGUUUUGAAUAAGAAAUUUUUUAUAAUUUCCUAGAAAUUGAAUUUAGGCGUAACGGCCGGAUAAGAUCGUAAUUGCAGUAUAUAUUUGUAUGAUCAAGCGAAAAUCCUUGGUCCCUUAUAAAUCAGGGCUGUUUUGGUUAGGUAGACUCACAAUCGCAUAAAACGAAAGCGUGCCUGUGUUCAGAAAUGCCGGUGUAUUCGUGCUGCAGUUAAUGCGGCAACGUUACUUUUUACGGAAGAGCAUCAAGAAAGCAACAUGGAUGCAGUAUUGCAGUAAUUGGGUGUGUUCAGAAAUGCAUCUGGCCAAAGCAUCAGUCUAUUUUACUUCUGAACUAUUGAUGGAAAUACCGUAUUUAUGCAACUAAGUUCCAAUUAGGUAUUUAAGCGUGGUUGCGCAUAUUGGACAUUUCCAUCAAUUAUAGUUUAGUAAAAAGAGUCGUGAUGAUUUGGCUUGAUGCAUUUCUGAACACGCCCAUUAUUACUUAGAUCGAACGCACUCUGCCUCAAGCCAAAGCAUCAGUCUCUUAUUUGUAAACUAUAAUUGAUGGAAAUGCCUUAUUUGCAUUUAUUCGGCAUUUAACCAUCGCUGCGCAUAUGGAUGUCCCCAUAAUUUAUAAUUUAAAAAUAAAAGACACUGAACACGGGUCGUAUUCUGUCCUCAAUCGAUUAUGCCCGUUUUACAACCUCAGUGUUGCGCAAACCAUUAAAUAAAGUUCGUUGUGAAUUUCUACCAACUUUUAAUCAGUUGGGGAGUUGCAACAGUGUUCUAAAUUUUCCUCAGUGCCGCUUUUAUUACGUGCCUCGAACAGGCCCAUGCUUAUCCAUUUUGGAUUCAGCUUCUUACGACAUGGGUGUGUUCAGAAAUGCAUCAAGCCAAAGCAUCAGACGCUUUUAUUUCUAAACUAUAAUUGAUGGAAAUGUCCAAUAUGCCCAACCACGGUUAAAUGCCCAAUUGGAACGUAAUUGCGUAAAUAAGGUAUUUCCAUUAGUUGUAGUUUAGAAGUAAAAGAGACUGAUGCUUUGGCUUGAUGCAUUUCUGAAGGCACCCUAUGGCAGCGCAGUAUAAGUAUUUAAAAAAUUUUGUUUGCAUUUACGGAAAAGUUUUUAGUCGAAUAGCUACAGCAAUAUGUUUUGUUUAUUCGGUUAUAAUACUGCAUUUACGAACAAACUUUAUCGUACGUGUUGUCUAUAGACAUUUCAUUUUCGCUCGAUAGCAAAAUUUACUCUUUAUUUCGCAGAAAAAGCAAUAAUUCAAUGUUAUCUAGUUUAAUUUUAAUAGUUAUGUAAAUCUUUAAUUAUGUGCAUAAUUCUGUAUAAGUUGUAGAAUUUGUUAAUCCCAUGCAGAAUGUCUGAAUAAAAAUGUGCAAAAUUGGUAUAUUAAACUAAUUGUGGUGCUAUUAUUUUUUUUUUAAUUUCAAGUCUUAGAUGAGCAGUGCAUGUUGGAGUAUCAAGAAUUAGUAAUGGUAGUUCUUCCAUUUUUUUAGAUUUUUGUGUGUGAUGAUUUUGUGUAUUAUUUUUUAAUGCAAAUGAUUAGUUCAAGGUUUCGGAAAGCAUAUCAAUUCGAUGCGUUGAGCAUGAUUUAAUGGUAUGAAUAAAUUAACCAACAUGUACUUUGUUUUUAGUUGUAACCAUUUGAAUGAACACAAAAAAAUCAUUUGCCUUUUAAUGUUACAUUAAUAUUUUAGUUGUACUUAUUCGUGAGUAGUAAACGUGAGAUUCCUUGUGCACACAAAAAUCAUAUACCUAUGAAUAUGACUAAGAAGUUCAUAAAUAGAAGUUUUAAUGUGCGAAAAUUUGUGUAGAUGAUAGCACUUAAAACAUGCAUUUAAUUAAAUCUAUAACCACCAUUUACUAUAUUAAUAUGAAAACUAAAUUGGCAAUACUGUUUAGAAAUGAUAUACUUUGUGUGUACGUUUAAGAUGUUUAUCGAUAUUAUAACUAGUAACUUGUCAUAAUUACAUACCACUUCUACUGGUCCAACACGAAUUGUUAAAUAGUAUGUAAAGUUUGUCAUUAUCUUCCAUUGUAUUAGUGUACAUACAGUUCACGGCCAUACAAAAUAAAUCGGGUUUACGACUCGGGGCGAAUCGUAACAUUUUAUGUGCAUA